Messenger RNA from Gadus chalcogrammus (walleye pollock), 2173 nucleotides. RefSeq names its product tumor susceptibility 101a (gene tsg101a). Gene Ontology annotation, molecular function: ubiquitin binding. Gene Ontology annotation, cellular component: ESCRT I complex. Gene Ontology annotation, biological process: protein modification process; endosome to lysosome transport; protein transport. NCBI's taxonomy places the organism in Eukaryota, Metazoa, Chordata, Actinopteri, Gadiformes, Gadidae. The record is from RefSeq and is a predicted model, not a curated record. Bases 568 to 1740 code for a protein of 390 amino acids. The transcript has 10 exons.
AAAUCCAAAAAAAUCAAUUUAGUCAUAAUGACAAAAGCUAAACAUCAAGAUCACUCGAUAAUACGAUUAAACAUGAAUAUUUAAAGUAAACAAUAAGGCUGAGACGUCAGUCAUAAACAGGAAGUAGUCAGGUAAAAUACCGGAAGUUGCUUUUGUUGACGGGCUGCUAGCCGCAUAGCUGCUGUGAUCUGGGGUUGUUAUUACGUUCUCUUUACAGUUCCAAAACUUGUCAUUGAAUCUAAGGUCCGUUCACACGGACACAACGCUCGUCUCGUUUCACCAUAAGAGUGUCGUGAGAGUUAAACAGUUUGUAUAUUCCGGUAAACUAGACCAACGAGCGCUUUGUGAUAGCUUAGCUCUGCGGCUAACCCUUAGCCCAUCUCGCGAUAGCUUAACUUAGAUAUUGGCUAACCGCUAGCCCCUCUCGCGAUAGCUUAGCUUUGCGGCUAACCCUUAGCCCCUCUCGCUGUUGGCUCUAAAGUCAGAUCUCAUAUCGAUACUGUCAUCGUAUAUCGACCCUGUCUGAUCAGUUUAGUGAUUUAAGAUCACCCCAGCCAAGUGUCCGUCAUGGCAGUGGUCAACGAUGGCGCCCUGAAGAAAAUGCUGAAGCAAUACCGAUACAAGGAGAUGACAGUCCGAGAGAUCACCAACGUCAUCUCCCAGUACAAGGACCUCAAGCCUGUCAUGGACUCUUAUGUGUUCAACGAUGGCUCCACCAGAGAGCUGAUGAGCUUGACGGGGACGGUUCCCGUUAGCUACAGAGGAAACGUGUACAACAUCCCCGUGUGUCUGUGGCUGCUGGACACCUACCCCUACAACCCCCCCAUCUGCUUCGUCAAGCCCACCAGCGCCAUGAUGAUCAAAACGGGUAAACAUAUCGACGCCAACGGCAAGAUCUACCUGCCGUACCUCCACGAGUGGAAACACCCCCAGUCGGACCUGUACGGCCUCAUCCAGGUGAUGAUCGUGGUGUUCGGGGACGAGCCCCCGGUCUUCUCCCGGCCCACCACGCAGGCCCCCCAUCAGGCCUUCCAGGCCGCCGGCCCCCCUAACCCCUCUUACAUGCCUGGCCUGCCUGCCGUUUCCCCCUAUGGACCGAAUGCCAACCCUGGCGGUUACCCUGGUUACCCGUACCCAGGGGGGAGCGCGUACCCGGCGGCGGCGGUACAGGGCCACUACCCGUCUCAGACCCCGGGCUCCGCUGUCGGCCCCAGCCGGGACGGCACCAUCGGGGAGGACACCAUCCGCGCCUCGCUCAUCUCGGCGGUCAGCGACAAGCUGCGCUGGAGGAUGAAGGAGGAGAUGGACCGCGCCCAGGCCGAGCUGGACGCCCUGAAGAGGACCGAGGAGGACCUGAAGAAGGGCCACCAGAAGCUGGAGGAGAUGGUCACGCGCCUGGACCAGGAAGUGAGCGAGGUUGACCGAAACAUGGAGCUGCUGAAGAAGAAGGACGAGGAGCUGAGCGAGGCGCUGGAGAAGAUGGAGAACCAGUCGGAGAACAACGACAUCGACGACGUCAUCGUGCCCACGGCGCCGCUCUACAAGCAGAUCCUCAACCUGUACGCCGAGGAGAACGCCAUCGAGGACACCAUCUUUUACCUGGGCGAGGCCCUGCGCCGCGGCACCAUCGACCUGGAGGUCUUCCUCAAGCACGUGCGUCUGCUGUCCCGGAAGCAGUUCCAGCUGCGAGCGCUGAUGCAGAAGGCCCGCAAGACGGCUGGCCUGAGCGAGCUCUACUGACCGGGACCCCCCCCCCACGAGCUCUACUGACCCCCCAGGGCCGCGUCUCUCCCUCUCUGCGCCUCCUACUCUCAAUCAGUCCUCUUCUUCUCUUCUCUGCUCCCUCCUCCAUUCGAAGCAUCAAACCUGUGUUUGAAGAGCGGCCAAUUAAUCCCCCGUCUUCAGCGCACUCAACCAGCUCGGUGUCUCUCUUGAAGUCUAUGUCGAGCACUGUCCCCCCCUCCCCCCCCUCAAAGCCAAAGGGUUGAUAAUAGCGGGCGUACUUUUCUACAUAUCCGGGUCACAUUGGUACAAAUAUCCAGCGCUGGUUCUAAACAGGAAGUCAGGAUCCGGGCCGUGAGACACGAUGAGGCCCCCCCCCCCCCACGCCGGAACCCUGAGGAGUGUGGGAAGAAGUUUACCAAUUUUUAUAAAAAUCUAAAGAGACACUCAA